Molecule: messenger RNA, 1072 nt
Organism: Ipomoea nil (Japanese morning glory)
Lineage: Eukaryota; Viridiplantae; Streptophyta; Magnoliopsida; Solanales; Convolvulaceae
Product: auxin-induced protein IAA6-like
Exons: 3
Coding region: 175-750 (191 amino acids)
Biological process (GO): regulation of DNA-templated transcription
Cellular component (GO): nucleus
Molecular function (GO): protein binding
Source: RefSeq, a predicted model, not a curated record
GUGACCGACCACUGAACUUCCUUGAUCUGGCAUUGUUCCCACCAUCAAUUCUGUCUUAUAAAACCUCUCUACAUACCUUCUUCAAUUCAAUUCUGUCUUAGCUUUAAGACCUCAGCUCGUUCGAUCAAAUUCCCAGAAAACUAAAAAAAUAUUUGCUAGCUUUGGUUGAUUGAUAUGGCGGCGAAGAGUGGGUUAGGACUGGAGAUUACUGAGCUGAGGUUGGGUCUGCCGGGGAGCGGACACGGCGGAGCCGACAAGGGUACGACGGGUGAGAAGAAAAGGGUUUUCUCCGAGAUGAUUGACGGCGGCGACGAUCAUGACCGGAGCAGUAGCAAUAAUAAUAACAAUAAGAAGAAGCAGCAGGUGGUGGGGUGGCCGCCGGUGUGUUCUUACCGGAGGAAGAAUAAUAGCGACGAGGGAAAGAAAAUGUACGUGAAGGUGAGCAUGGAUGGGGCGCCAUUCCUACGCAAGAUUGACCUCACCACUCACAAAACCUAUUCUCAUCUCCUCAUCGCUCUUGACAACCUCUUUGACUGCCGCGGAAUUGGUGAGGCGUUGAAGGAUGCAGACAGUUCGGAGUACGCUCCCAUAUACGAGGACAAGGAUGGAGACUGGAUGCUGGUUGGAGAUGUUCCCUGGGGUAUGUUUGUAGAGUCGUGCAAGAGAUUAAGGAUCAUGAAGAGAUCAGAGGCAAAAGGAAUUGGUCUUCAUGCAAAGAACUUCCUCAAGGAGAUGUCAAAAGAAGGAUGAUGAUGAUCGAUGAUGAUGUAAAACUAUAUAAUAUAUAUGUCUUUAUAAUAAUAAUAAUAAUAAUAAUUAAUUAUAAUUAUUGUUAUUAUAUACCUUAAUUUUCAUGUUUCUCAUUAUUUAAUUUUCGAGUUUGAAGUGUUGUGUAACAGCAUUACAGCAAUGUUUUAGUGACAUGCAUGUAACACUAGAUAUAAGCUAAGGAAUUAUAUUAUAUAUAUAAUAUAUUCAAAUCAAUUUCUAGGUUGAAUAUAUGUGUGUUAUGACGUUUGCUGUCUAUGUGUUAUCCAUUUCUAUGUACUCUUAAUACACACACAUUUGAGUA